Messenger RNA from Monopterus albus (swamp eel), 2737 nucleotides. RefSeq names its product pyridine nucleotide-disulphide oxidoreductase domain 2 (gene pyroxd2). NCBI's taxonomy places the organism in Eukaryota, Metazoa, Chordata, Actinopteri, Synbranchiformes, Synbranchidae. The transcript has 16 exons. Gene Ontology annotation, molecular function: oxidoreductase activity. The record is from RefSeq and is a predicted model, not a curated record. Bases 521 to 2266 code for a protein of 581 amino acids.
UAAGGUGUUGCCAAUAUCAACACAGUUUACACUACUCACACAACAUGUAAUGUGUUUCUGACUUUACUGACAGUGAUGCAACUUUAAAGCUGUUGAAUUGGUGGUACCAUGAAGGAUUUCGAAGGUGGUUUUAAUGGAACAAUUGUGCCACCAAACGGACAAAAUGCGUAAGGACAAGCAUUUUCUUGGCAGUCAAAAAAAGCAACAGGGGCUCAAACUUGGACAGAUCUAUUUUUAUAAAGAUACCAUCAUGCAUGCAAUUCUUGCCAUCAAUAAAUACUCUGAAAGCGGGGAUAUAGUUAUAACAGUCUGGUUUUACAUAGUGGAAAAAACGCAGCAUUUUGGCACCUUGUGUAAUGUCCUUUUAUAUUUUUGGAUCACUUCCCCGCACAUUGGUCCAGAUCCUUGUGGGGAAUGUAAUAGGUCACAGUCCUCGAUCUAAAAAAAAAGCGAAUGUGGCUUCGUACAGGGAAACGGAGGAGGGAGGAACUGAUCUGGGAUCUCGCCUCAAACUCCUGUCAUGGCCGCAGCGGUGUGGACUGAUCGCGCACGGAGGCCUGUGUCUUUUGUGGGGAUAGUGAUAAGAUCCAGAACCAGCCACACCGCCAUAAAGUCUCAGUAUGACGCGGUGGUCGUCGGGGGAGGACACAAUGGACUGGUGGCAGCUGCCUAUCUUCAGAAGGGAGGCCUGAAAACAGCAGUGUUGGAGCGCAGACAUGUUCUGGGGGGAGCCGCUGUUACAGAGGAGCUCUUCCCUGGUUUCCGGUUUUCUAGGUGUUCCUAUUUGCUCAGUUUGUUACGACCCCACAUAUACAUGGACCUCGAGCUCAAGAAACAUGGACUGAAGGUGUAUAUGAGAGACCCCCAUGCUUUCACCCCCAUGUUGGAAGAAGGACUGAGAGGUGUUCCACCAAGGUCUCUCACCUUGGGCUCAGAUCUGGCCAGGAACCAGUCGGAGAUCGGCAAGUUCUCACCGAAAGAUGCUAAAGCUUUUCCAGAUUUUGUUGCACACCUUGGGAAGCUUGCAGGAGCUAUUCAGCCUCUCUUGGAUGCUCCUCCUGUAGACAUUCCAGGUGUCACCACUGGAUCACUGAGGAGGAGGCUGGCUGCAGCUAAAACACUGAUGCCCAUUGUCAGAUGUGGUCUGAAACUAGGCCGAAACAUUCCAGACUUUUACGAGAUCAUAACUGCACCAAUAAUGAAGAUCCUCAAUCGGUGGUUUGAGUCAGAGCCACUGAGAGCAACACUCGCUACCGAUGCUGUGAUAGGAGCAAUGACAAGUCCAAAUAAUCCUGGUAGUGGUUAUGUGCUCUUACACCACGUGAUGGGAGAGUUGGAGAAGGAGACAGGAGCAUGGGGUUAUGUGGAGGGAGGCAUGGGAGCCGUGUCUCAGGCUGUUGCUAGCGCUGCUCGAUCAUAUGGUGUAGACAUUUUUACUGAGAAGGAUGUAGGACAGGUCCUGGUUGGUUCAGAUGGUGCUGCUAAGGGAGUGGUGUUGAAGGAUGGCGGAGAAAUCCAUAGUAAACUUGUUUUAUCAAAUGCUACCCCAUACGUAACUUUUAACAACCUCAUGCCACAGGGUGUCCUUUCUCCAGAGUUCAUCAAAGCCAUACAUCAGAUAGAUUACACCUCUCCUGUUACAAAGAUCAAUGUGGCUGUGGACAAGCUGCCAAACUUCUUAGCAUCUCCCACACCAGAUCAUAAACCUGGACCCCACCAUCAGUGUUCCAUACAUCUCAACUGUGAAAGUGUAGGAGUACUGGAGACUGCCUACAAACAGGCCAUGAAUGGACGUCCCUCUGUGAGACCCAUGAUAGAGAUGACCAUCCCCUCUGUGCUGGAUUCUACUCUGGCUCCCCCUGGCUGUCAUGUGGUGUCACUGUUCACCCAAUUCACCCCCUAUCACAUAGAAGGCAGGGAGUGGACGGACCAGGACCGAGAGGACUUUGCAGACACUGCAUUUGACUGCAUAGAGCAAUAUGCCCCUGGGUUUAAAAAGUCAGUUGUGGGACGGGACAUCCUGGCUCCACCUGACUUGGAGAGGAUCUUUGGCCUGACUGGAGGGAAUGUCUUCCAUGGAUCAAUGUCACUGGACCAGCUCUACCUAGCACGACCUUUGCCCUUUUUCUCAGACUAUCGUUCACCAAUUAAAGGACUGUAUCUGUGUGGCAGUGGCUGUCAUCCAGGUGGCGGUGUGAUGGGUGCUCCCGGCUGGAAUGCGGCGCUCACUGUCAUGGCUGACCUGAAAUGUCACAAAAACAUGUGACAGCAUUAGCAUGUGGUCUGCUCAACAAGGUUUAGUCUCUCUUUUGUCAGAUUUUUCUGAUUUUGAUUAGUAUGAGCAAUACAUUUCUACACUCUCUUUAUCUUUUUGAUCAGCUGUCUCUCUGCCAUAUUAUGUUGCACAUCCUAUUUACAAGUAUAUCUGAAAAGAAAAAGGCAAUUACUGGUUGAUUUAGUAAUACAUCUAAUAAGAAAUGAAAUACACAAACUCUUUGCACUGGAUAUUAGAUAUCACUCCUGAUAAUGAACAUUGGUGCAGAAUUGCCACACAAAAUCCUGGCCAUCUAAGUGAACCAGUGGAAAAUCUGAAAGUCAUACUAAUGACUGAAUGAAGACACGUGCAUUUUUAGAAUAAAUGAUACUUGUCUUAAUAAACAGAAUAAACUAUUACCAUGGAAAUGAUGCGCUGUGGAAGUUUUUCUAACUUUGUAUGAAUAAAUGUAAAUUAUUUCAA